Molecule: messenger RNA, 1185 nt
Organism: Lentinula edodes (shiitake mushroom)
Lineage: Eukaryota; Fungi; Basidiomycota; Agaricomycetes; Agaricales; Omphalotaceae
Exons: 3
Coding region: 1-1185 (394 amino acids)
Biological process (GO): secondary metabolic process
Cellular component (GO): cytosol; cytoplasm
Molecular function (GO): carboxy-lyase activity; hydrolase activity
Source: RefSeq, a predicted model, not a curated record
AUGGCAUCGCUUGUCGACGUCCACACCCACGUCUACCUUCCGCGUUACGCCUCCUGGCUGAGAUCUCGCUCAAUCGCCCCCCGGAUCUUGGUCAAUGAAGCAGGCGAAGAACGCUUACUUAUACUGGAAAAUGAAACCAGCGCCGGUCGCCCUGUUGGGCCCAGUUACUGGGAUAGAAAUGCAAAGCUCAGUUUCAUGGAUCAACACGGGAUUGAUAUCUCUGUCGUCAGCUUCGCCAAUCCUUGGCUCGACUUCCUUUCGCCGCUUGAUGCUAAAUCUUUGGCGCAUGACUUGAACACGGACCUCGAAGAAUAUUGCGCCACUAGUCCGACUCUCUCUUUCUCAUCCAUAAAACGCAUUUAUGGUCUAGGGCUUCUUCCCUUAGUUCCAGGAAUAUCAAUAUCUUCAGUUUUGGAAGCCGUUUCGCAAAUCGCAAAGGCCCCUCACCUCAAAGGUCUCAUCAUGGGAACAAAAGGUUUGGGCAAAGGACUAGACGACGAUACUCUGGAUCCUGUGUGGCAAGCAAUCGAAGACAAUGGUUUGGUCGUAUUCCUUCACCCACAUUAUGGCGUGGACUCGUCAGCUUGGGGUGAGAAAGAGAACGGACAUGUACUUCCGCUCGCGCUAGGUUUUCCUUUCGAGACCACUACCGCAAUUACCCGAUUCAUACUGUCUGGGGCCUUCGAUCGUUUCCCGUCUAUCAAAAUACUUCUCGCUCAUUCUGGAGGGACUCUGCCUCAGCUUUCCUCUCGUCUUGCUUCUUGUAUCGAUCAUGACCCUAUCGUUGCUUCUCGCCUCAAGCAUGAUGCUCGUUUUUAUUUAGGGAAAUUAUGGUUCGAUGCAGUAGCCUAUGGACCCGAGGAGCUUGCCUUUGUUUCAGAGAUUAUAUCUAGAGCGGGACGCUAUGAAUCCGGAACCAGUAAUACAAAGGCCAUAGCAGAUAGGAAGGAAGGCAGCAAAAGAAUGCUCUUUGGCACUGGUAUGCCUGCAGUCACUGGUUUGUUUAACAGACGACUAACCCUUCGUUCGGAAGAUCACCCCUUUUUCCCUCCGCUUUCCUCGAGUGAGAAGUGGAAGAGUGUUGUGGAAAAUUUGGAGGCCAUCGAGUCUGUUUCUGGUUGGGGGGAAGUUGAAAAAGAAGGUGUCAGCGCAGGGAACGCCCUCGGAUUCUUCAGUAUCCAGUGA